AUUCACAGUGACAGACCACGAUUGGUGCGAUUAGCUUAACGUUCGAUCGCAGCGUGCUGGCGAAUCGGGAUGGAGGCGUACACUAACGACAGAACCGUUGACUCAGCAGUGGGAAUGACCGACGAAGGAUGCACGAUUCAGUUGCGGGACGACGACAACUUUCUUAAUACAGAAAUACGGCCGAUCGCUAAGAUGCACGUGGAAUUCGAUGAUCUCGGGUACGAGGUCAACCGUAAUAAAGGCAAACCGAAGCGAAUUUUAGAAAAUGUCACCGGAUGUUUUCGUUCGGGAAGACUCACUGUAAUUAUCGGACCGUCCGGUGCCGGGAAGACUACGUUGUUACGCAUCGUAUCCACCCUGAAAACGACGAACGUGAAAGGCUUGAUCACCAUCAACGACCGGAAAUGGAACGCCGGGGCGUUUCGCAAGCAAACAUGCUUCUUACCACAAGAGUUCGCGCUGUUACCGUUACUCACCGCCAGAGAGUCGCUCUACAUUGCCGUCCGAUUGAAAGUUCAAGACAUUCGUGAUCGACGGGCUUACUGUUUGAUCGUCAAAGAAAUAGCGGACAAUCUUGGUUUGUCGAACUGUCUCGACACUAUGGUGGAGAAUCUGAGCGGCGGCGAACGUAAACGGUUAUCGAUAGGCAUAGAAAUGGUCACAAGGCCGUCCGUGUUGUUGCUCGAUGAACCGACCAGCGGCCUCGACAGCACCUCCUCGAAUCAGGUGAUCAGCUUGCUGCAUAAAAUGGCUAAAUCCGGUUGCACGGUCGCGUGUGCCGUUCACCAACCGAGCAGUCGCAUGAUAUCGCAGUUCGACGACCUGCUGGUUCUUCACGGCGGAAGAUCAUUUUAUUGCGGCGCCUGGGACGAUGUUUUAAAUACCUUCAACGACGCGGGUUACGCGUGCCCGCAAUUUUAUAAUAUAGCCGAAUUUGUUUUAGAGGUCGUGACGGGAGAGAGAGGCGGAGUUUUGAACAAUUUGUAUACAAUUAAUCGUGACAAAUAUGAAAAAUGUCGAACGUAUUCCCGGGAUCUUAUAACGGACUUGGAUUCAACGGUCACGGAAAAGCUUGACAAUACUGCGAGCAUGUCGCAUCCAUCAUCCAUGUGGCACGAGGGGAAGGUCCUGUUAUUGAGGGGAAUGAUCUGUGUCAGACGGGACAAUACGUUUACUAAGCUCAGAUUCGCAGCCCACGUGGUAGUAGCUUUUCUACUAGGCAGCGUGUUUUAUAACGCUGGAACCGAUGCCAGUAGGGCCAACAGCAACAUAGCUUGUGUAUUUUUCAUUUUGUUGUUUUUGUAUUUCUCGAAUUCGAUGCCAGCCGUACUGAUGUUUCCAAUAGAGGCUGCUGUAUUCCUGCGUGAAUAUUUAAAUAACUGGUACCGUUUGAGGUCUUAUUAUUCCGCGAAGAUUAUUGUAGAUCUUCCGAUGCAAUUGCUCUGUCCAUCCGUGUUUAUCAGCAUAGCAUAUUACAUGACUGGUCAACCCAUGGAAUGCGACCGUUUCCUCCGUACCUGGUUGAUUUGCAUUUUAACAGCGAUCCUAGGACAAUCGUCAGGGAUGCUUGUCGGCGUCGCGUUCGAUCAGCACAUGGGAGUGUUUUUGAUUCCUGCGAUCAACAUGCCGAUGAUUCUUUUUGCUGGAUUUUUCUUGAAAUUCAACGAAGUGUCCUUGUGCCUUCGACCGUUGUGCGUUGUUAGUUUCUUCAGGUACGCGUUCGAGGGUAUUCUCCAAGCAAUUUACGACGGGGACAGGGAAAAGUUACCGUGUACCAAAACCUAUUGUCAUCUACGCUCACCGAGUAAAAUUCUGGAGUCGAUGGACAUGCCAACAUUCUCGUUCUACGUGAUCAUAUUCGCGCUGUGCAUUUGGAUCGUUUGUCUGCAGAUCCUUACGUACCUGAUACUUAAACGAAAAGCAUACGUAGCUCAAAGAUAA
Molecule: messenger RNA, 1941 nt
Organism: Dufourea novaeangliae
Lineage: Eukaryota; Metazoa; Arthropoda; Insecta; Hymenoptera; Halictidae
Product: ATP-binding cassette sub-family G member 1-like
Exons: 11
Coding region: 70-1941 (623 amino acids)
Cellular component (GO): plasma membrane
Molecular function (GO): ATP hydrolysis activity; ABC-type transporter activity; ATP binding
Source: RefSeq, a predicted model, not a curated record